AUCAUCUACUAUUUUAUAUUAUUUAUUAUAUUUAUCUAUAUAUGAAAUCGUGACGUGCAACCGUGCAAGUGUUUUACCGUUUUUGAAAAUGGUAUAGAAGCUUGUUAUGUAUCUACGUGCUUGUAUAUCGCUAAAGAAUUCUUUAUUAGCAAUAUACUGUUCCUGUACCUGUCCUCUACGUGCACAUUGCAUAUAGCUAAUUGCCUAGUUCUAGCUGUGAAAGUAGAUGCCUUCAAUUUGUUGAUUUCCAUUUGCUAUUGUAAAUUCGUUUAUUAGCUAUGGAAGUUAAGGUUGAAGUUAAAAAAGAGGUUCCUGAAUAUUCUCUAUCGACAUCAGUAGGUCUUGAAGACUUAAAAAAUGAACCAGAGGAUGGUUAUGGUCAUCCAGCUUUGGAAGUUAAAGUUGAAAAGGAGAAAGAGUUUGCAGAUGACCAAAAAUAUAUAGAGAAUCAUCUAUCCACAUCAGUGGAUCUUCAAGACUUAAAAGAUGAACCAGAGGAAAAUCAACCAGGUUGCUUACAGAAUAAGAACAAAAUGAAUAUUAUGAAAACACCUGAACAUUCAUUUCGUAAAGAAGAUUUGGAUAGAUAUGUUGAAGAAAAAACAUUAAAUAAAAAUAUGAAAGUUCAAACUGGGAAAGGAACUUACACGUGUGCAAUUUGUUUAAAACAAUUUUCUCAGGGAUUUAAUCUGAAAAUACAUUCGAGAACACAUACUGGAGAAAUGCCUUACAAGUGUGAUAUUUGCUUUAAACAAUUUACUGUCGCAAGAAAUUUGAAAUCUCAUUUGAGAAGACACACUGGAGAAACACCUUACAAGUGUGAUAUUUGCUUUAGACAAUUUGCUGAAGCGCAUCAUUUGAAAUCACAUUUGAUGACUCACACGGGAGAAAAGCCUUACAAGUGUGAUAUUUGCUUGAAACAGUUCGUUCAAGCAACUAAUUUGAAAUUACAUUUGAGAACUCACACUGGCGAAAAACCUUACAAGUGUGAUAUUUGUUUAAAACAAUUUGCUAAGCGAUUUAAUCUUAAAAUACAUUCGGGAGUACAUGCUGAAGAAAAACCCCACAAAUGUGAAAUUUGUUUAAAGCAGUUCACUCAAGCCGGUAAUUUGAAAUCACAUUUGAUGACUCACACAGGAGAAAUGCCUUACAAGUGUGAUCUUUGUUUUAAACAGUUUACUGCAGCAUAUAAAUUGAAAUCACAUUUGAUCACUCACACAGGAGAAAAGCCUUACAAGUGUGAUAUUUGCUUGAAACAGUUCGUUGAAGCAUAUAGUUUGAAAUUACAUUUGAGAACUCACACUGGCGAAAAACCUUACAAGUGUCAUAUUUGUUUAAAACAAUUUGCUCAGAGAGUUAAUCUUAACAUACAUUCGGGAAUACAUGCUGAAGAAAAACCCCACAAAUGUGAAAUUUGUUUAAAGCAGUUUACUCAAGCCAGUAAUUUGAAAUCACAUUUGAUGACUCACACUGGAGAAAAGCCUUAUAAGUGUGAUAUUUGUUUUAAGCAAUUUAGUCAAGCCCAUAAUUUGAAAUCACAUUUGAAAAGACACCCUAUAGAAACAGCUCUAUAAGUGUGAUAUUUGUUUUAGCAUCAUAUACGAUUUUAAUAUUAACAUUUUAAGAUCACCAAAAAGAUGGAUCGACGACAUUAAAGAAGAGGCAGGGAGAAACUGGCACCACAUAGCUCAAGCCAGGUGAACAUGGAAAGCACAAGGUGGACCGAUGUCCAAAUGUAGUCCACAAC
Molecule: messenger RNA, 1747 nt
Organism: Diabrotica balteata
Lineage: Eukaryota; Metazoa; Arthropoda; Insecta; Coleoptera; Chrysomelidae
Source: the annotation of a GenBank genome assembly